Molecule: messenger RNA, 837 nt
Organism: Ipomoea triloba (trilobed morning glory)
Lineage: Eukaryota; Viridiplantae; Streptophyta; Magnoliopsida; Solanales; Convolvulaceae
Product: probable WRKY transcription factor 43
Exons: 2
Coding region: 96-536 (146 amino acids)
Biological process (GO): regulation of DNA-templated transcription
Molecular function (GO): sequence-specific DNA binding; DNA-binding transcription factor activity
Source: RefSeq, a predicted model, not a curated record
CGCCGUCUCUGCCGGCGUUGUUGGCAAACGGCGACAUUAAUAUCCAAGACCUCUUCUCGUUUCCCUCGACUUCAGUAGUGGAGCAUAAUCCUUCAAUGAUGUUGAGCCAUUUGCCCAUACAGAGCUCUGAUAGUAUUGACUGGGUUGGGCUUCUCUCCGGUUGCAUGGACCAGAUGGCGGCGCCGGCGCCGGCGAGCCGGGGUGGUGAAAACUGCGUUCAGAAGAAUAAAGGGAAGAGGAAGAAAUAUGUUCCGCCCAGGGUUGCGUUUCAUACACGGAGCACUGAGGAUAUUCUUGAUGAUGGCUAUAAAUGGAGAAAAUAUGGUCAGAAAUCUGUCAAAAAUAGCACUCAUCCCAGGAGCUACUAUCGUUGCACGCACCAUACGUGCAAUGUGAAGAAACAGAUACAGCGACUAUCAAAGGACAAAAGCAUUGUGGUGACAACCUACGAAGGCAUCCACAACCAUCCUUGUGAGAAACUCAUGGAGACCUUAACUCCUCUCCUCAAACAACUUCAGUUUCUCUCCAGAUUCUAAUCCCAUCCAUCCCAGCAUACUACAUACUGCUUAAAUUAAAUGUACAAAUUAGAAUCCUCUAUGGAUGAUGCUUAUAUGCUCUGAUUGUGUAACACAAAUUAUAUUGUCAGUUAAAGUGAAGUAUUAGAUGUUGACACAUGUUUACCCUUAUAUAUUUAAAGUCUGAUCCAUCUAAAGAUGACGAUACCAGCAUGCAUUGCAUGCAAAUGCAAAUUAAACAUUUGUUGACUUUGAUAUAUAAUCGAGUAGACAUGUGCACGCAUCUGCUUUCUUCACUGUUGUAUUGUGUGUGUUGUGUUGU